This is a messenger RNA of Hippopotamus amphibius kiboko, 1565 nucleotides long. Its product is annotated as C-X-C motif chemokine 6-like. NCBI's taxonomy places the organism in Eukaryota, Metazoa, Chordata, Mammalia, Artiodactyla, Hippopotamidae. Gene Ontology annotation, cellular component: extracellular region. Gene Ontology annotation, biological process: chemokine-mediated signaling pathway; inflammatory response; cellular response to lipopolysaccharide. Gene Ontology annotation, molecular function: CXCR chemokine receptor binding; chemokine activity. The record is from RefSeq and is a predicted model, not a curated record.
AUGCCGAGGAUCCGAGGAAGUCACAGAGCUCUAGAGCUGCAAAUCCCGCGCCUUCUCGCUCCUUCUGUACCCCUCUCGCGUGCUCUCUUCGCCACUAUGAGAUUCCUAACCAGCCGCGCCGCCGGCAUCCCUGGCCCUUCGGGCUCACUGUGCGCGCUGCUCGUGCUGCUGCUGCUGACGCCGCCGGGGCCCCUCGCCAGCGCUGGUCCUGUCGCGGCCAUAGUGAGAGAGCUACGUUGCAUGUGUUUAACCACCACACCGGGGAUUCAUCCCAAAAUGAUCAGUAAUCUGCAGGUGAUCGCCCCAGGACCGCAGUGCUCCAAGGUGGAAGUGGUAGCCGCCCUGAAGAACGGAAAGGAAGUCUGUCUGGACCCAAACGCUCCUUUGAUCAAGAAAGUCAUCCAGAAAAUGUUGGACAGUGAAAAGAAAAAUUAAGAGAAAGGACCACGCAUUGGAAAAACUGUGCAGUUCUUCAGCAGAAGAGUUUUCUUGGGAUCUCUGGACCUAGGAAGACAAGAAGCAAGGGCCGAUUUUCCCCAAUGAGUUAGGUUUUUGUAUGAAUUCCCCACUAUGAGAGAGAGAUGGGAGGAGGGAAACUAUAUUUGUCCUUGCAGCUUUCUGCUCAGUUUAUGAUGUGUUUAGCAUAAUAUUUCCUGCUCCUUAUUUGUUGUUGUUUUAUCUGCUAUGUUAUUGGAAUCUUUGGCAAUUGACUAAAUUGUGGAUCAAGAAUCACUGGUUGUUAAUCUUCCAAGGUGACUAUUGUAUUUCUAGAACACAGUUCUCCUAGUGCUGUGGAAAAAGCUGUGCAUUUAAUCUGUGAAUGAUAUUUCAUUAGAAUGCUGUAUAUGGAGAUAAACUGUUAUCUUCACUCUCUCCUGAAAUAGGAACUGCUUUAGCAUUGUUUCUUGGAGGAUAUGUUGAAAAUUGUCUUACUCUUGAGGCUGGUUAACUAUUUAAGUUAUAUUGCAUUAGAAAUCUGGAUGUAUUAUACGUGUAGACACAUAUCUGUGUAGAAUAUAUUUCCUUAUUUAGAAUUUCUAAAUGUAUGAGUUCUAUGAGGACUAAUAUAUUCUUUUCCUAUAAAUUUAGACAUUUGAUGUCUUCUUCGUAUGGCAUAAUGUCAUGACUUACUCAUUAAACUUUUGAUUUUUAUGGUAUUUAUUAACUAUUUUAUUAGGAGUAUUGUAUUUCUAGCCACUAAAUAUAUAUUUUAGAUUGAUGAAGAAGCUAGGAACUAGGUAAAUUCCUUAUUUCUAGUUUUUAUAAAAAUACAUCCUUUUAGUUUUUUAAGAGUAAAGGCAAACUUAACAAUGAUCUAUACUUUGAAAGUUCUGAAAAAAAAUUCGAGCUUUUUGAUUAUACACUCAUCAUGUAGUUUAAAAAAAAUGCACUGCACUGCUAAGAUUUGCAGACACUUAUACUGUAUCUUUUUAAGUUUUUGACUGUUGUCUUACAAAGAAUAUUCAUCACAUUUACUAUCUUAAAAUUGCACUUUUUAAAUGUGUCUCAAUGGUUUAUGUUACUUCCUUUGUUCUAUGGGAAAAAAUAAAGAUUUAUAAAAUUUA